AUGGAUACCUCAAUUGUUUCCGACGAUACGAGGGGUGGAGGCCGGUCGCGACGUGUCUCACUCCCGCCGGCGUACCUGCGAGCGUCGUACCAGCUGACGAUGCCGCGAGGUCGACUGUCGAACGGGAAACGUGGGGCGACCAUUCCUAAGCGCCUGAGCUUAGCCAAGAAGGGAAAGGAGGUGGUGCAGCCGGAGCAAGAUGACGGGACGGGCGCCGAAAGUGCAGAUUCGUCCGAGCGCAGCGAGGAGGAUGACGAGGAAGGCUCAGACACAUCGACCAGCGCCUCACACGAAGAAUCCGCCGACCCUGCUCCGGAGGCGAAGACGAACGAUGAUGGGUGUGCGGGAACCGCUGCGCCCAAUGCUGACAUGCGCGCAAGCCAAGGCGCGCGGGACACGGAUGUGCCUCGAGGUGACGGCCGAGGACAUGCGGACAGACCUGUGGACCGCACAUGUGGGAACACGUUGAACCCAAACGGCGAUGACGUGCGCAUCCCGAGCAGGGUCCUCGAGCAACUUAUACAGGCUCAGGACAAGAGCGCCAAGGAGAACGCGCGGUUGGAGGCGCUAUUCUUGAAUGCGAUGUCUCGGCCUUCCGGUGGCUCUCGUAAGCGUAAGGCGCAGAAGCAGAGAGACCCGGGACAGGGGUGUAUGAACCGGAAGUGUCAGCGUGGCAAGACGUGGAGUGGAGGGUCAGACGACGAGGCCGAGGACGACGAGGACGACACGCAUGGUUCUGGUGGCCAUCAUAUGCGUACCGCAAAGUCCCCUAUUCUGCAACGCGCGCUGGAGCAUUUGCCGACGGACAAGGCGUGGAAGAGGGUUUGCGAGCUCGCCAGGGUGCACAUGUUUCUCAACAGGCCGGCGUCGACGAUGACCUUCUACCCGAGCAGCGACGAUAAGACUCAUGGAGUGUGUGCGGUGCUGGACCGCCUGCCGCAUAGCUUCGCUUGCUUGGCGUUGGCGGCUGACAAGUCGCGACGCGCGGACCUCAACAAGACGCUCUCUGAGUGGAAGACGCGGGCCGCCGCCCGCGUGCGAGACAUUGCACUUCCCAAGCUCGGCUUGUUCCGCGACGACAGGGACGCAUCCAGCCCAUGGGCACCAGAGAAGGAGCGCAGUAUCGAGAAGAUCCGGGAGCGCAUUGGGCUUGGCGCUGACCGCCCUGACCGGGACGGCAUGCCGUUUGCCUCUCGGGCGUUUGCGACAUGCGCGAAGGCUGCAUUCAGGCCUAAGAAGGCCGGGCUGGUGAUGACUCUGAAGGUGUACCACCUGGCCUGGUUGGAGCAUGUGGAAAGGCCGGCUUUCCAACUCGGCCGGGGAAACGCCCACGUUGUGGACGGCCUCAAGGUCCUGGUGAAGGAGGCCGUGGAGAGGGCGAUCCGGAUCCGCAACCCGGAGUAUGACGCGGAGCGCGAGGCGUGGACCUGGGGCCGCCAUGGACUGCGCAUCUCUGCGUGCGGCCUGGAGCACAUGAAGCCCACCGCCGCAGCUCAGUCCGAAGACCUCGUGAGGGAUGACGACCUUUCGGCGUCAGUUGCAUCGCUUCCCCCCCUUCCCUCGUUCCCUCUCGCUUCCAGUGCACAGCAGCAGGUCGCCCAGACAUGCAAGUCGUUCAGAAGACACACCACCGCUCUCAACCGCACUCCCAGCGCCUCUCUGCCGGCGUGCUCCUCCUCUCUGGGCGCAGACGGGCUAGCAGGAGCGCUGCUGUGCAGCCUGCUCUACCCGCAACCCCACGUGCUGAACCCGCUGCUGGCGUCACUGGUACCCUGGCUUCCACUCAUAUCGCUGCUGCUAGUGGGGGGGAUGGAAGUGGGGGGGGGCGUGGGGGGGGAGGCUGGGGGUAGCAGGCAAUUGGGUGGAGCAGCAGAGAAGGGGGCGGAGCGGAGGGCGUGGGAGUGGAUGUCUGAGGAGGUGGUGAGGAGACCAGGUGGGUGGGAGCAUGAUGACGACAGCAUGGCAGCCCUGUGGGAGCGAGACACACCUGCUACUGAGAUAACAACUGGCAUGCCAUUGCAAGGGUCACAGGACCAGCAGGAGCAGCCUCUGCCUGUGAGGGAGGUGCUGUGGAAGAGAAGGCAUCAGAGGGACGUUCAGGAGGAGGACUUGCAGCGAGGGAGGAGAUUUCCCUGUGUUGUUGCCGCUUUUCAGGAAGCCUCCCUUGCUGGUGUGCCGGAGCGGGCAGCAACGGACCAGGCCUGUGCUGACGUGGCAGCGGUGGCGGCUUUGACUGGCCACUCUCCCGAGGCUAACGCUGCGAUAGUGGGUGGUGGUUCGGGAGAAGGCUUGGCAGAAGCAGCCGCUGCUCGGUCUGUGACGGUUCAACUGGGGAAUCUGCGAUUGCAAGUGCAGAGAGCAGACAUCCUUCCCGCCGCCGAUGGCAGUGGUGAUGGUAGGACUGAUGGAGAGGCAGGAAGGAGGGGGCCCACAGGAGGGCUGUUUGGCAGCGAAUGGGAGCAAGAGGAUGACAGUAACAAUAGCAGCAGCAUGAAUAGUACUAGGGGAUUGAAGCGUGGUGGUCAGUUCCCCUCCCCGUCCUCCGCCUCUUCCACUCCUCUGCCAGCAGUGAGGGAGGCAGCAGUGCAGACAGCACGAAACACAGUGGAUGUGAGGGGGCGGAGUGCAGAGGAUGCAUUAGCAGCGGUGGACCUAGCAGUGCAGUCCACCCCGGCUGGUGCUGUGCUCUUCAUUGUGCAUGGGCUUGGCACGGGUGUGCUUCGGGCAGCUGUGCUGAAAUAUCUCUUCCGGAAAGCAGGUUGA
Messenger RNA from Closterium sp. NIES-65, 2763 nucleotides. Lineage: Eukaryota; Viridiplantae; Streptophyta; Zygnematophyceae; Desmidiales; Closteriaceae. The record is from the annotation of a GenBank genome assembly.